ACCAUUUAGCUUGAUUUGUCAUACUACUACUACUGGUGCUCCCAAAAAUCAGAGAUGGAGGGAAGAGUAUCAAAUGUAGAAAUCUGUAAUUUGGCUUAUACAGGUAAAUUUGAAGAACUUAAAAAAUGCGUGUUGUCUGACAGCUCACUAGCGGCGAAAACAGACCAGGACAGCAGGACUGCUCUGCACUGGGCUUGUUCAGCUGGUCAUGUGGAUAUCGUGCAGUUCCUAUUGGAUCUUGGAGUUGAAGUGGAUCUCAAAGAUGAUGCAAGCUGGACUCCUCUGCAUAUAGCAGCAUCUGCUGGGAGAGAAGAAAUUGUCAGAUCCUUAAUAUCCAAAGGGGCUCAGUUGAAUGCUGUGAACCAGAAUGGUUGCACCCCACUACACUACGCGGCAUCGAAAAACCGAUAUGAGAUAGCCCAGAUUUUGCUGGAAAACGGUGCAGAUCCUAAUGCAACAGAUAAACUGGAAUCCACACCUCUACACAGAGCAUCUGCAAAGGGCAACUACCGACUCAUUCAGCUUCUUUUGAAAGAGAGCGCUUCUACCAAUAUUCAAGACUCGGAAGGAAACACACCACUUCAUCUUGCGUGUGACGAGGAGCGAACAGAGGCUGCAAAACUCCUUGUGGAACAUGGUGCCAGCAUCUACAUUGAGAACAAGGAAAAGAUGACGCCUCUACAAGUGGCUAAAGGUGCCUUGGGAUCUGUGUUGAAACGGAUCGUAGAGGGUUGAUGGACCCUGAGUAUAAUGCACUUGGAGCUGUUAAUUAAGCUGCUGUUCAAGUAUGAUGGAUACUUGUUUGUGAGAGUAUUUGGAAGAAACACAGUACGCACAGAUGUUUGCUGAAGAGAAGAAUGAUGUGGUCUCACUUUUUGGCAGUUUAAAACCUUGAUUUGUUGGUCACUUUUCAUGAAUUCUAUUAAGUACAAGAGUUUUAGACGUACAGAUAACACUCUGAUUAUUAUUUGUGUACUUCAGCCAUGGACGCUUUAUUUCUGCUAAACCUAAAGUUGAUUUUGCUAUUGGUUACUCACUUAACAUAGUUUCUAGUUUUGUAUUCCUGUGCGAAAAUCACUAAACCAUAGUGUAUUCUUCCAUCUUGAUGCUUAUUUUUUUAUAAUAAAAAUAAAUUGAAUUGAA
This is a messenger RNA of Labeo rohita (rohu), 1143 nucleotides long. It is a transcript of the gene psmd10, whose product is annotated as proteasome 26S subunit, non-ATPase 10. The record is from RefSeq and is a predicted model, not a curated record. Gene Ontology annotation, molecular function: protein binding. Bases 55 to 735 code for a protein of 226 amino acids. NCBI's taxonomy places the organism in Eukaryota, Metazoa, Chordata, Actinopteri, Cypriniformes, Cyprinidae. The transcript has 5 exons.